This is a messenger RNA of Saccostrea cuccullata (small rock oyster), 1491 nucleotides long. RefSeq lists its product as uncharacterized. The transcript has a single exon. Gene Ontology annotation, biological process: protein monoubiquitination. Gene Ontology annotation, molecular function: zinc ion binding; ubiquitin protein ligase activity. The coding region runs from base 1 to 1491 and encodes 496 amino acids. NCBI's taxonomy places the organism in Eukaryota, Metazoa, Mollusca, Bivalvia, Ostreida, Ostreidae. The record is from RefSeq and is a predicted model, not a curated record.
AUGGCGGAAAGUCACUUGGAAGAAUAUACAUUGGGCUCUCCUCUUGUGCCCAAUAAAAUGUGUGAAUCCCAUGAAUUACCUAUUGAUAUUAUAUGUGAGGACUGUGAUAAAUUCAUUUGUGUCCAUUGUGCUAAAACAGAUCAUAGAGAUCAUGAAUGGAAAACUCUAACCACGGCAGCCACCGAAAGGAGGAGAGGUCUGCAGAAAUUUCUGGAGAAGAUCAAGGAAGAGGAUCUGCCUGAAGUUGAUGCAAAGAUGGAGAUGAUAUUGCAACAGAUCAAAGAAAAUAAAGAAACGUGUGACUAUGAGAUUGAAAGGCUACAUAAUCAUUGUGAAGAUAUUAUGAACAAGCUGACAGAAAUCAAGAAACACCAUGAACAAUUACUUAGAGACAAUUUAGUUAAAAAGAAUGAUCAACUGAACAAUGUGAAAUCUGAGUUAGAGAAAAAGAGAGGAAUUGUUGACUCAGUGGAAUUCAUGGAGAAAAACAAAAACACCAUUUCAGAUUACAGUUUCAUUGAAAACGACAGAGAACUGAGAAAAACGCUGUCUGGAUUUGAUGUUCAUAUGACAGAAUGUGAACAUUCAGUGAGGUUUAUAAAAGGUGAAAUCAAUAAUGACUUUCUUGACACUUUGAUUGGAAAAACUUUAGAUUUCGAUGAUAUUAGUGUGACGCAAAUAAACUCGUUUCAAUAUGGAGGUACAGCAAUACAAGUUUUGGAGACAAUCGUUAAAGACCAGUGUUAUAUAAAUGAACUUAAUUCAAAUUAUGCAGAAAAAGUCAAUCAGCAAGGCACAAAAGAACAAAUAUUUAGUAUAAAUCCUAAUGACAUGUAUGCGACUGAUAAUCAUGAUAAUGGUGAUGUAUAUUUCACUGAUUUUAGUAACAAUUCCAUCAGUUGCCUUUCACCAUCAGGAUCUGUUUCUACAGUCAUUAGUACAGAUCCACUGCAACCAUUAGGAAUCUGUCGGUCAGUGGACGGUGGACUACUGGUCACCUUGAAAGACAAGGAAUCAGACGAUUACAAAUUAAAGUCACACAGCAGACGUCUGGUGAGACACAUCACAGCGACAGGCGAUGUCAUCCAUGAGUAUGAGUACCAGGAGGACGGUCAUACCAGACUGUUUACGUUACCACACAGAGUCAAACAGAACAGUAACAGUAAUAUCUGUAUUGUGAACUGCACAAGUGCAGCUAAAGGGGAACUAGUGAUCAUGUCUCCCUCUGGUCGUUUGAAGUCUGUCUACCGUGGACAGAGCCUAAUAAAAGACUUUGAUCCAACUGAUGUAGUGUGUGACUCCCUCUGUAACAUCCUUGUUACUGACCCACGAAAUAAACAGUUACACCUUCUGAGUCCUGAUGCAGAGUUCUUGAAGUUCUUACUGAUAAAAAAUGAAGUGAAUCGUCCAUGCAGAUUAUCACUGUACAAGUCUUCACUAUGGGUGGGAUACUUGAAUGGACUUGUCAAAGUAUUUCGAUAUACAGUGUAA